AUGUAUCGGCGCAACAAGCUAUUUUCCGUUCAAAAGAAGGGAGUUGUUAGUGAGACAAUAUGCGAAAAGGGCGGAACAGCAAUUCACUCCCUCAAUCGCCGUCUUGUGCGGUGGGCUGAGCACUUCCAAGAACAGUCCACCUGGUCACCUUCAACACAACCGCUGGAAGAACAAAGACAGAACAUUGUCAACAACCCACCGUCAGCAGCCGAAAUCCAGCGUGAGAUUUCAAUCUUGAAGCGCGAUAAGGAUGGUCUACAUCCCGCGCUCUUCAAAGAAGGUGGGGACCCA
Molecule: messenger RNA, 291 nt
Organism: Opisthorchis viverrini
Lineage: Eukaryota; Metazoa; Platyhelminthes; Trematoda; Opisthorchiida; Opisthorchiidae
Exons: 2
Source: RefSeq, a predicted model, not a curated record